CCACGCCCCCUAGUGCUUGGCAUCCUGACUGCGUCAUGACGUCAGUCUACAUCUGAACCUAGACACAGUCGCAGCCAUUUUCCUCCGUGAAAUAAACUUCAAUCUCGUAGCUGGAGGCUCGGGAGAACAAACCCAAUACCUACAGAAGACGGCUCUGCUGACUCUAACGGACAUGUGAAGCAAAACUGGGACAAGUUCGUAUUACAGGACUUCAGAAUUCGGUAGCAGUGGGCUGUCAAUUAAAAGGACGGUGACCUAAAGGAACUGUUUGUUUUGAACCCACCCCCGACCCCUCCCCUGAGGGAGCAUGGAGCCCCAGGCUUCCCAGAGUCAGCUCGUUGCAGAGGGGGAUUGUGGGAUGUCCGUUCUUCUUGUGCCCAGUCCCCAGAGCGAGGCGGUGACCCAAGACAUGCAGGAGCUGACACUGCAGCCCACACAGAAUCUGCCUCCUCUGAGUGAACGCAAAAAUGUCCUGCAGUUAAGGCUCCAGCAAAGGCGGACACGGGAGCAGCUGGUGGAGCAGGGCAUCAUGCCACCUCUCAAGAGCCCAGCGGCUUUCCAUGGGCAGAUUCGCAGCCUGGAGAGAGCCAGGACUGAGAAUUUCCUAAAACACAAGAUUCGUAGUCGUCCAGAGAGAGCAGAGCUGGUCAGGAUGCACAUUCUACAGGAGACUGGAGCAGAACCUUCACUGCAGGCAACACAGAUGAGGCUAAAGAGAGCCCGAUUGGCCGACAACCUGAAUGAGAAGAUCGCCCAAAGACCUGGUCCAAUGGAGCUGGUGGAGAAGAACAUCAUUCCAGUGGAUGUCAGCCUGAAAGAAGCCAUCAUUGUUGGCCAGAUGAAUUACCCUAAAGUGCUGGAUGAAGACAGCUGUGAACCCUUGUCUCCAGAGCAGCCAGCUAGCCAGGAGUCUCAGAACUCUGCCCCGUCACCAGGAGAGAGCAAAGCUCCAGAGACGCCCUCUCCUGUUCCAACAUCAACAUCACUGUCUAGAUCCAUGAUGCAGACCUUCCCAAUCUCUACACAAGCGACAACAGAAAUCACAAAAGUGAUUCCUGCCAGUGAGCUUCUGUCCAGCCGUCCGUUUCUCCCUCCUUCAAAAUCAGGCCCAACACUGGUCAAACAAAGUCAGCAGAAGACACCUGGGGAGAAAAGUCGCAAGAAGGGCAAGGAGCCGAAGCCCAGGGUGAAGAAGCUAAAGUACCAUCAGUAUGUUCCUCCAGACCAGAAGCAGGAGGCCAGCGAGGCACCAAUGGACUCUUCUUACGCCCGACUACUGCAGCAGCAGCAGCUGUUCCUGCAGCUGCAGAUUCUCAGCCAACAACAGCAGCACUACAACUACCAGACCAUCCUACCAGCUCCACUCAAACCUGUGGCAGAGGGUCAGAACAGCACUACAGGCAGCCUGCCGACCUCCAUUGUGGUGUCACUGCCCACCACUCCUGCACCUCCUCCUCUACCCCCGGUUCCUGCUGCGUCUCGGCCAAACAAUUCACUGACAAACCGCAAGCCUGGAGUUCUGCCCGCCAACCUGGAGGAGAUGAAGGUAGCCGAGCUGAAACUGGAGCUGAAGCUGCGUAGCCUUCCUGUGUCAGGAACUAAAACUGAUCUCAUCGAGAGACUCAAGCCUUUCCAGGAUAAUUCUAGCACUUCUGCUCCUCUCACCAUUCCUCCUUCCACUACCACCUCCAUCCCCAUGGACAUCAGCGCUGCUCCCACUGCUGCCAGUACCACCCCUGCCAUAGUCCAUCCUGUCCAGCAGGUGGCUUCAGAGAGCAUGACCGCCACACCACCAGUGUCACCCAAUCCAAAUGAAGUCUCCAACAUCCAGCAAGAUGUUGGCAUGAUGGAGGCACCACCUGAAGCACCAGUAGCCAGCAGCUCUGGCUCAUCAGCUCAGUGGUCCUUGUCUGUUCUGUCUGUUGGCGUGCCAGAAGAAAAGGACAGAAGGCUUCACGAGAAGGAGCGGCAAAUCGAGGAGCUGAUGAGGAAGCUGGAGCAGGAGCAGAAGUUGGUGGAAGAGCUGAAGAUGCAGUUAGAGGUGGAGAAGCGAGGGCAGGGUGGCAGCAUAGCAGACUCUGUUAGUGUAUCUCCUAAACACAGCUCCUUACCUGCCAUGAACCUCGGCCCUGCUGUCCUAAAUCAAAAUGUCAUAAAAGUAGAAGGUAGUGUUUUGUCCAACUGUUCCUCCCCUGCUGCUACCAUCUCUAACUCAAUCCUGGGCUCUCAGGCUCUCACACCACCUCUACCAACCAUGGUGAAGUUGGAGGAUGUGACUGUUGCUGCUGGAAAGCCCAUCCAGCUCCAGGCUCCAACUCAGCUCAUCACCAAGAUCCAGUCCCAAACCCAACACCAAAUGAGCUCCAUCCCGCAGCAGAGGAGUCCUAAACUCCAGACCAAGCCCCAGUCCCAACCCACGUCCUCCAGUCUGCAGCAGUUCUUUAUUAGUCACCAAGGUGGAGUGUCCCAGGUGCUAGGUCAACCCCAGACCCUGUUAACUACAUCUGGACAACCUCAGACUGUGCUGACCUCUACUGGUCAAGCUGGGACUCAGAUCCUGCUCCCAGUCUCGCUGCCUAACAAUGCAACAGCAAUCCAGCUGCCGAGAACCAAUGUCAGUCUGCAGCCUGUCACCACAGCCUCAAAUCCAGGUAUGGCACAGGCUUCAGUUCCUCAGCUGCAGAACAGUAAGAUGGAGACGGUGUCCAGCCAGCAGCUAACUAACCACAACCAAUUGCUACAGACUCUGACUGUGUGCAAUAAUACAACUGGUUUGGAGCACCAGAGUAGAACUGAGAUGAAUCCUCAGUGUUUCUUAGGAAGGUCUCCUGAAAACAGAGUCUCUCCACGGGCUUCACCCAAUCAUCACAUAACCAAUGGACCACUUAACAAGUCUCCUUCUCCCCAGCCUACCUUUAUCCUCCAGCCCACCUCCCUCAUCACACAGCCACCAAAGACCAGAGAGCCUCCCCGCUAUGAGGAGGCUGUCAAACAGAGCCGCAACAUGCACAUCAACAAUGCACCACAGGCUCCUUCAGCAACCAGCCAACAAAUGGAUGACCUAUUUGACAUCCUCAUAGAGAGUGGAGAAAUCCAACCAUUCAUCCACCAGGACUCUCCCGCGACUCUCAGUAAGACCCUCCCAGUCACAGCCAACAUCACCACCCUGCCUGUUAACACCGUCCUCUCCAGACCUCCUCCUCAGAUUCAUUUGGGCCCCCCUCCCACUCUAAGCCCUAACGUCGACCCCAGUCUGCACAGUCUGUCCUCUCUGGCCACUGACAAUCAGCUGGAAGCCUUUCUGGAAAGAACACUGGCGGACACGUCACAUGCCACCGACUUGCGGACCCAGGGUCUGAUGGAGGAGCUUCAUGCCCAGCUGAUGGACCAGCAGCCCUACUCACCCAUGGACACAUCGGAUCUGUCCUUCUGUGAUUCCUCUUCACCUCCUUCCUCAAUACACAUGGGUCUGUCCGACCCGGUUCUGGACAAUAUGGAAUGGCUGGACCUCACCAUGCCCCCUGGUUCUGCUGGAGUUCUCACACCACUUGGAAUCCCAACGGACUUCCUGGACACACAGGAUCUUCCUCUGCACUGGGACUGACAGGUCAGAGAAGGAAAGAGAGUCGGCUGAGUAUCUGAGCCAGGAGCUGAAGUCAGUCGCUGGCUGUUAAGGUCAUUCACAUUCUAUCACAUUUUUAAGGGAAACAAAAAGAGAACAUCAGACCUUGUCUGUGCCUCAAUUAAAUCAAUGGAUCAUCAUCACUAUCUGUGACGUUCCCACUAUACUACAGUAGAGACGUUGGCUGGGCAGUGCACUGAUGGAGCUAAAACUACGAGCAGGAGUUUGCACAGCUUUAAAAGAGGGAGAGUUUUAUCAAAAAGGGUGUAAAUGUGUAAAUAGUCUUCACACCACACUAGGACAAUAUACUGUUCACAGAGCUUGUGACUGUUUUAUCUUUUUACUGUGUCAGUGCAGUAACAGUUACUACAUACACCUUGAAGUGUUUCAUCUUUGAAAACCUCUAACCCUCUGAGACUUGCUGUGCCAUACUGGGUUAUGGUUGGCAUUUGCAGUAAAAAGAGUUAAGAGAUACUGAAUAGUGACGAAUUUGAGGUCUGUUGCAGCAGCUUCAACUAACAACUCCACCUUGACCCACUUGGAAUAGACUACUCCUACCUGAGGUGAAGCCAAGCUGUCUGAUGCCCAUAUACUCUAAAAGUACGCUUGCUGACCGUUCUGAUAAAUGCUGUAUCAGAUGUGACUCUUCAUUCUGUCCUCUUGACAGUCACAGGCUGAUGAACCAACAAGUCCUAACGAACAAAGACUGGACUCCAGUCGGACACCGACGACGACAGGAGGUGCUCCUCCUUCAAAGCGAGAGCUAUGCACUAACGGGGCCAAAGGAUCAACAACUCGGCCUCUUUAUUCCACUUAAUGGGAUGAAAUGUGAAUCACAGGCCUUGAUAUCAAGAUGAUAUCGAUCGGCAGAUCAGUAAUGGCCCUGAUCACGUCAGAAUUAAUUGUAGUUGUUGGCCAAGUCUCUCUUACUUUGAAUGUAAACUUUUUGAAACAAUCAAAAAAAUAGGACAUAACUUACAAAAGUUGGCAGCUUUCUCUCGGGUCUGAUGGUAAAACCAGACACGAGGCAACAGAAAGGGAACAAAUAUGGCUUUCAUAGACACCGAGACCUAAGUCUGUAUGAUUGUCAGUCACAUCAAGAAGAAGAGCUUUACUAUCAAGAUUUCCUUAAACAUCCUUGCACUUUGUGUGUGUGUGUGUGUGUGAGAGAGAGAGUAAGUGAAAGAGAGAAAUAAUGUAACACUAACCAACAGAUACGACCAUUAAAAUUCCCUGUAGCUCAUACGUUAAGGCUGCUUUUCCAGCCUUAUUAUCUGGAGACCAACCCUCAGUUUGAGGAUCGAUGUUCUAAAACAAGGAGAAACAGUCUGAUGUUGAUGCAUCAGCUACUGACUGUGUACGUGGGUGUGUGUGUGUGUGUGUCAGUGAAAGAUUGAAGCGCGUGUGUGUGUAAAUGUAGAUUUGUCUUUCUGUGUCUUGCAUGAAUCUUUGUGUGUCUCCGUGUGCACGAUUGUCGUCAGGUUUAUUCUCUGAUUCCUGAGCUUUUACAGUGCUGAAGUUGUUGAAGUUGCACUUGAUGCAACAUUUUCUACAUGAUGGGAGCUUAUUGUAUUUACCGAAAGAGGAAAGAAAUCUUCUUGUUCUUAAAUGAUGAGUUAACUCAGUGGCUCCCCCUUUUGGAGAUAUGACUGUUGUUGUGCCCUCUGACACACUGUGCUUCAAACUUGAACUGAAAUGAAAUAUAAUCACUCUUUUUUUUCAUCAAACAAAAAACUAGAAUUAUUGCAAUUAAUUAUUUACCAUACAUAACCUGGGACAAAACAAAAUAAUAUUAAAUUUAGAAAAUAUCAUUAACUGUCUCCACAAAACAGGCUGUAAAACUUAUUUAGUUAACUGAGAAUUUGAAACAUAAAACACAAGUCCAUGCUGUGGGCUUCUGGUUUGUGGUACAGAUGUUUGAACCUCAUUCUUUGGCCUUUCCCAGGGGUUGCACCCCACACUUCGGGAACCACUGCAUUGACUUUUCCUAAGAAGGGAUUUUGGCUGUUUUAUUCCUGGUGAAUGUAAUAAGCUCCCAGACUAAAUGUUAAUCCUUUCAAAGCUUCUGACGGCUGUUGUACUGUUUAAACUCUUCGUUGUUCAGUUUUGUUUGUGCUAAUGUCAAACACGCACAGACACCUUUGUCCUGCUUAAGCCAAGGUUAAUACUCAUCAUGUAUUUUUAAGAGGAUUAUAUCACAUCCCACAUACUAUAACCUAUCAUCCCAGGAUAAUGAUUUACUAUCUUUAUCUAAGUAUUGUGAGUUGCGGAGGGGGGAGGCAAGGGUGAUGUGGGUUAAUUUUAUGGCACUUUGAAAUGAGAUUGCUUUUUCCUAAGUCUCUUUUUUGUCAGUUAAAUUGCAGUUAACCACUUCAUUGUGGACACUAGAGGGCGCUUGUCCGCCGUUUGUGACAUGUUGGCACAUUGCCAGUGGCAAUUGUAGGUUCUUCAGGGUCAAUUUUUAGGAGAUAAAAGAAGGUAAAUUAGGUGAUUUUACUUUUGCUUUAUUUGCUGUUGACAUAAGCAAUAAUGUGGAAACCUUAGGAAAAAAAAAGAAAUUCUAAGAUCUCUUUGGAUGUUCCCAAACUCACAACGCUGUCAUUGUUGCACCAAAUAUCUGGCGGCAAUAUCUGUCUUUGUUCUCUGAAACGUUCCCACUGUAUUUUAUGAGUUUCCCUCACAAUGCUGUAAAUGCCUAGUACUGGUGGGUACACAUGUCUGUGUAUCCUAUAGACAAGUUGACAAGUUUGUGUUUUUUAAGGCUUUAUAUGAUAUGUCAUUUUGUUGCCAAAAGGCAGAGGAAUAUAUUAUUCUGUUUUGUUAUUUUUUGUAAUGAUGGAAAAAACAUUAUUGUUUCGUUGCUUGUGUAAAAUCAUAUUUUUUGUGUGUGUGUGUGGGGGGGUGAUUCGUUUUUAUUCCUAAAGGUUUUCUCUUCUCAUAUCUGACAUGCACAAACUUCUUGGCUGCAAAAAUAUGAACAAUUUACACUUUGACGACGUGACACCAACCACUUUUGGCCAUCAUGGUUGCUGAUUAGCCAGACAGGCAGAGUUGAAGGGCAAUAAGUGCAGCUCUGCCUUGACAUUUACUGUACUGUAAGUCAAAUCCUGCCUUGAUUUUUAUUAAUGAAGGAGCCUUUUACUGCAUACAGAGUAAUAUAUGAGUUUAAAAACACUUCACAUCUGAGUGGUUAGGUUUUAAAAACCUGCUGAUGUAAAGAGGUUUGUUGACGUGACAGCAGUCAGGCUGCAGCUUCCCUGUCUGUCACAUGAACACUGUACAUCGUCAGUUAACGUUCACCACUUGAGUCAGCUGAUGGACAUUUGUUUUUGUUUGUUCUUUUUCUUUAUCCAUAUCCACGAUCCAUGCCAUGCCUCUUGUUGUUUAUAAUGCCAUAUGUUUUGCACAUUGUGUACAUAUUUAUAUAGAUGCAAUGCAUAUUUUUAUACACGUGUAACAUCCAUGGGCUCUCUAUUUUGUAAAUACUCAAAAUAAGAUGUAUAUAAGUACUGAAUGCCUUUAUGUGUCAAUUAAAUUUAGUGUACUGUGAUCGGCUGAUCCUUUACAUUUGCAGUAUUUGAAAAUUAAAAAAAAUCCAGUAGUCAA
Molecule: messenger RNA, 7228 nt
Organism: Cynoglossus semilaevis (tongue sole)
Lineage: Eukaryota; Metazoa; Chordata; Actinopteri; Pleuronectiformes; Cynoglossidae
Gene: mrtfba
Product: myocardin related transcription factor Ba
Exons: 16
Coding region: 308-3604 (1098 amino acids)
Biological process (GO): smooth muscle cell differentiation; positive regulation of transcription by RNA polymerase II
Cellular component (GO): nucleus
Molecular function (GO): transcription coactivator activity
Source: RefSeq, a predicted model, not a curated record